UUUAUGUGACUUGAAAAUACAUGCUCUGAAGGUCACCCUGGACGACUUUGUUACAGGCAAUAUAUAAUUUCUGAUGGGUUUGCAUUUCCAUCCGGCUUUGACUUGAAGACAGAACGAUGCCAAAGAAAGGAAAGUCUGCGGGGAAUGGGCGGGACGAAGAGCCUGUGCCCUGCAAGCAGGUGAAACUGGAGGCAACUGGGGGGCCUUCCAUUCUAAACUUUGACAGCCCCAGUGGUCUCUUUGAAAGCUUAAUCUCACCCAUCAAGACGGAGACAUUUUUCAAGGAAUUCUGGGAGCAGAAGCCCCUUCUCAUUCAGAGAGAUGACCCUGUACUGGCCACAUAUUAUGGGUCUCUGUUCAAGCUAACAGAUCUGAAGAAUCUUUGCAGCCAGGGUGUGUAUUAUGGAAGAGAUGUGAAUGUCUGCCGGUGUGUCAAUGGGAGGAAGAAGGUUUUAAAUAAAGACGGCAAAGCACACUUUCUUCAACUGAGGAAAGAUUUUCAUCAGAAAAGAGCAACAAUUCAGUUUCACCAACCUCAGAGAUUUAAGGAUGAGCUUUGGAAGAUCCAGGAGAAGCUGGAAUGUUACUUUGGCUCCUUGGUUGGCUCGAAUGUGUACAUGACCCCCGCUGGAUCUCAGGGCCUGCCACCCCAUUAUGAUGAUGUGGAGGUCUUCAUCCUGCAGCUGGAGGGGGAGAAGCACUGGCGCCUCUACCACCCCACUGUUCCCCUGGCACGAGAGUACAGCGUGGAAGCCGAGGACAGGAUCGGAAGGCCGACACAUGAGUUUACACUCAAGCCGGGUGAUUUGCUGUACUUUCCACGAGGGACCAUUCAUCAGGCGGACACUUCUCCAGGGCUGGCCCACUCUACCCAUGUUACCGUCAGCACCUACCAGAACAAUUCAUGGGGAGAUUUCCUUUUGGAUACCAUUUCGGGGCUUGUGUUUGAUACUGCAAAGGAAGACGUGGCACUACGGGCUGGCAUACCUCGGCAGCUGCUCCUGCAGGCAGAAACCAUGACUGUUGCAACAAGAAAGUUAAGUGGCUUCCUGAGGACACUUGCUGACCGACUGGAGGACACCAAAGAACUGCUUUCAUCAGACAUGAAAAAGGAUUUUGUGACACACAGACUCCCCCCUUACCACGUGGGGGAUGGAACGGAGCUGUCCUCACCAGGUGGAGAGUUACCAAGGCUGGACAGCAUAGUGAGACUGCAAUUUAAAGACCACAUCGUCCUCACAGUGGGGCCAGAUCAGGAUCGAUCUGAUGAAGCUAGAGAAAAGAUGAUAUACGUAUAUCAUUCCUUAAAGAACAGGAGAGAGACUCACAUGAUGGGAAAUGAGGAGGAAACAGAGUCUCAUGGACUUCGCUUUCCUUUAUCACAUUUGGAUGCACUGAGGCAAAUCUGGCACAGUUCAGCUAUUUCUGUCAAGGACCUGAAACUUACUACAAAUGAGGAAAAAGAAAGCCUGGUAUUAUCCCUCUGGACAGAAUGUUUAAUCCAAGUAGUCUAGUGCCUUUGCACAAUCAAAUAUCUACUAUCUUACAUUCACAUAUUUUUCCAAAAGGGAACAUUUGGGUCAGCAGACUGGGCAGGAGGAAUGGUUACACACAUGAGCCAAAGAGAAGAGGAACUCAGCUUUCCUGACCUGUGUGUCUACUAACUUGAGCCCCCCUGUCCCCUCCCCUGGUCACAGGUAGUCAAUUGGCCAUAUGAACUAACGGCAUAUGGAGGAAAGAACAGCCAGUUACCACGUAUUCCAGAAAGUGACUAAACCAUACUACUUUUGACACGUUUAUUUAAUCCAGUGUGGUAGAAAAGGCACAACUUCAAUAAAUGUAUCAUUUCGAAUUAAA
Messenger RNA from Carlito syrichta (Philippine tarsier), 1857 nucleotides. RefSeq names its product ribosomal oxygenase 2 (gene RIOX2). NCBI's taxonomy places the organism in Eukaryota, Metazoa, Chordata, Mammalia, Primates, Tarsiidae. The record is from RefSeq and is a predicted model, not a curated record. The transcript has 10 exons. Gene Ontology annotation, molecular function: histone H3K4 demethylase activity; histone H3K36 demethylase activity. Bases 117 to 1514 code for a protein of 465 amino acids. Gene Ontology annotation, cellular component: nucleolus.